Molecule: messenger RNA, 5380 nt
Organism: Leptopilina boulardi
Lineage: Eukaryota; Metazoa; Arthropoda; Insecta; Hymenoptera; Figitidae
Gene: su(sable)
Product: protein suppressor of sable
Exons: 8
Coding region: 855-4790 (1311 amino acids)
Biological process (GO): negative regulation of DNA-templated transcription
Cellular component (GO): nucleus
Molecular function (GO): RNA binding; metal ion binding
Source: RefSeq, a predicted model, not a curated record
AGCUCGCUAUAUAUUAACUUUUUUUGCUGAAAAUCAAAAAAAAAAAAAAAAGAAAAAAAAGAAACGUGCAUUUUUUUACGAGUUAACGACGGAUCAAUAGCGAGCCAUUUUUUUUAAUUAGUCUUUCUCUUUUGUCCGGUAAAUUCAAGUUUUGCAGCUCUGAAGAAAGGUUUUUUCUUGUGGAAUUCGAAGGCUGACGCAUAAACACAUAUACGUAUACACACGCACACAAACAAUUUUGUUUGUGUGGGCGUCUUCACAUACAUAUGUAUGCACUAACCUUACCUUGAAUUGAUACACACAGACACAUACAAGCUUUAACAAAGACGCCAUUUUCUUCGUGAUCAUCAAGCAUAAACGACUGUCGACAAAUCAACAGACUAACGCUCUUUCUUUUACAUACUUGCAUUGAUUUACACAGAUACAUUUAUUGCAAAGAUAAACUUACAUAGAAAACCGGAUGUAUUCGGUAUUUGACACGUCAGCUCGCAUGACGCGUUGUUGAGAAAAACGCUACGCCAUUUUCCAAAAUUGACUAGUACAUUUUGUGUAUUAAAUUUCCAUUUCUUUUUUGGAAAAAAAAAGAGAAGAGCUCUAAAAACAAAUUAUAAGGGAAAGAAAAAAAAAUAGCUCGUAUUGCCGUCGAUAAUUCAAGAUAAAUUAAUUAAUCAAUUUUUUAUAUUAGAAAACAAACGCGAUUUCUGUGUAGAGCUAUAUAUAGCUUAUUUUAUUCAUGUCAGAGUCAAAUGAUUUCACAAAGAAAAAGCCGUCGAGUGUUGCUUCAAUCGAUCGAAUGAUCAUCAACAGUUCGUAGUGGCACAUGGUAAACUCGAUCGAUCUCCGAUCGGGAAACAAUGGCUCUAGAGAGUGUUUCCGCGGCCGAGACUCUAAUCCAAAGGACUCCCGACAAUGAUAAUGAUGAUUUAGAAGAUGGAGAGAUUCCUUCAGAUGAAGAUGACGAUGAAGUUGUACCGCUUCCAACACCAGCUCCAACGCCAAAACCAGAACCAGUGGUGUCUUCAAAAUCAUCAAAAACGAAAGAGGAAUCCUCAUCAAAAAAUAAAAGUAACGAUAGCAAAAGUAGCAGGAGCAAAAAACAAUCUUCUCAAAGAUCAGGAAGUAGUGAUAGAUCAAGUAAAUUUAACAAAGGCCCAACUGAAGAUUGGGCUGGAGAUGUUGAAAAAGCAAUAAAAGCAGCUUUAGAUAAAGAUAAAUCCAAACAUCAAGAAAGCAAUUCCAAAUCUAGUAGAAGUAGUAGAAGUAAAAGUAGAAAACGAUCAAGAGAUGAUAAAGAAGAAGAACGAGUAAAAGAACAAAAAAGGAGAAAAGUAAGCGACGAAGAAAAUGGAAAUGAAGAUGAUGAUGAGAUGCUUUUCGUACGAGGUGCUUCUCCCGUUAGGAAAGGAUCUCACGAAAAUUCAUCGCCGUUGAGAAGAAACAACGAUCAUGACAAUUACGACAGUAGUUCCGACUAUGACGAUCGUUCCAGUCGACAUCGAGACAGUGAUAAUAAACGUAAUUCCCGAGGACGUCGAGGUGGAAAGAACGAGCGCGGUGGCAAAAACAAAGGACGAAGCCAGGUGCGAAAUGAGCGCAACGGCCGGAGGAAUCAAUCAAACAACGAUCACAAUCAAGAUCCUGAUGCAAUUUGUUCCUACUACAUGCAGGGAAAAUGUCAUCGGGGUGACGACUGUCCGUACUCGCACAAUGCGCUGCCUCCAAGGAAAAUGGAGUUGUGUAAAUUUUAUCUCAUGGAUUGUUGUGCUAAAAGGGAUAAAUGUCUUUAUAUGCAUCAUGACUUUCCAUGCAAAUUCUUUCAUACAGGGUUGAAGUGUGGCCAAGGAGAGAACUGCAAGUUCUCUCAUCAGCCCUUGAACGAGCAGGUGAAGAACAUUCUACUCAAACAUUUGGAGACAGCACCAAAAGAAAUUUUAGGCAACUUCCCAAGACUGAGCAGAGACGGUGCUUUAACGAUGAUCAACAAUACGGAGAAGAAUUUGGCCCAAGGACAAGAAGGAAGUCAAAAGAUUCCCAGUCUUUUUGAAUUGAAUAUCACGAAUCGUGAUGAAAAAGAAGAAGAAACAAAAGAAGAAUCUGUGCCACAAAAGACGACGGCGACAACUACAACAACGACAACAACGACGACGACAACAACAUCAAAAGAAAGAAAAUCAUCGGGAAAAAAGACUCGAUGGGGUUCAGAUGAGGAUCGUGUUCCUUAUGAACAAAUAAUGCUUUUGCAAUCAGCCAAUCAACUUGGAAUGGAAUUUUCCAAUGCUGCUUUAGAUUUAGCCGUACAAGAUCAACGUCAACAAUUGCCUGCACCGCAAAAUACAGUUUCAAUGGAUUUUUAUAGUGAAAUAAGUCAAAGUGACUCAAGUAAAUUGAAUGCAAAGGAAGAUUUUACAAAAGAUGUGGAAGAAGAUGAAAUUCGAGCACAGUCAAAGGGAAAAAGUUCUACAAAUUCAGAAACUCCAAAAGAUGUUGAUUUACGACAAAUGCUUACAGCAUCGUCCAAACCUCGUGUUGUGAGUAUAGCCGACGAGAUAGCAAAUAUUACUCAGUCGAAAAUAGAUGAAGACAGCGAAGAAGAAGAAUCAAAUCUUGUUAUUGAAAUGCCAAUGGAGGAAGAUGAGCCUGAGAAGGAAAAGGAUUUGACCCAAUCAGAAGAAUCGCGAGCAGUUGAAACUCAAAUUGAGAGUGAAAAGCCAUCAUCACCAAAAUUACAAUCACAAAAUAUGCCACCGAAUCUUCCGAAAAAAGCUCAGGAAUUAUUUGCGAGAAUACAACAACAACAGCGAGAGGCAUUGGACAGUUUUAAAAAUCUCGAGAAUGAAGAAGAAGAAAAUCAAGACGAUUGGUAUUCCGAUGACGAUGACGAUAAAGAUGAUUCCGGUAGUUUGACAAUCGAUGUCAACAACGAGGAAGAUCAAGAAAUGGAAGAAAAGACAAAAGUCGAAGAAAAAAGUCCUCCACCAUCGAAUAUACCUCAACCAGCGCCUUUUGUUGAUAAACUUGGCGAUUUAAGUAAAAUUGAUAUCAGUGCCGAAGUAUCAAAACUAUUGUCUUCCCUAAAAGCAAAUAGUAACACAAAUUCACCAACGUCAACAAAUUCCACAGCAAACGUUGACAAUGCCGACACUAAAGUGAAAUGCGAAGAAAAUUUGCCAACCGUAAAAGAAUUAGAUACGAAUCAUGAUGAAAGUGCAAGCUUUAGUCCCGCAUCAUCGCCAAUUUCUCAUUCCCAAACUUCUUCCGUUCCUUCCCGAGAUCCACGAAUGUUACGAGAUCCAAGAGAGACGAGAGAUCCCAGAGAGUCACGUGAUCCAAGACAACGCAGGGAAGAACAAAAAUCAGUAACCGUUAAACACGAUCCAAGAUCACAUAAAUUAGAAACAAGUAUAUACAGUUCGGGAAUAACUUCAAUGGACACUCCAAUGGACACUGAUCUUCGAGCACGACCCGAUCAAGAUCAUCGAAGAAAGGACAUGGAUCUAAGGCAAUGUUUCUCUGAAUUUGGCGACACUGAUCUCCGUCUAGUCGGUGGUAACUAUACAAAUUCAUCAAUGAAAUCCGACGUUGAUCUUCGUCAAAUGUUACCCCUACCAUUUAAACCCGUUCCAACGCAUGUACCGUGCACUGAAAUUGACGGUAGCAUCGCAUCACAUCCACCAAUUGUCUACAAAGUUCACGUUAUCGAUAUUCCACGUCCCGAUUACACUGGUUUGAAAUUAAGUAAAAACGAUCCACAAGUGAGAAUUGAUCCACGUUUAAAAAAAAUCUUCCGAAUAUCAUUGAACGACAUUGCCGAUUCGCCAAUGUCACCGCCACCAAUAAAAUUCGACACACCAAAAUCACCGCCACAAAUACGAAUGGAUCCAAGGCGCAAGGCACUCGAACCACAAUCUUCCCAAGGAAUGAAUGCUUCCCUUCCUCCACAUCAUCAGGGACUUCCGGAAAUGAAUAUGAACAUGGGACCAUACAUGCAACCACCAGCGAUGCAAAAUAUGCCACCAAUGAUGAUGGGUCCCAAUAUGAAUUCAAUGAUGGGCGGACCAAUGGGUUCAAACAUGCCAAUGAUGGGUCACAAUAUGGGACACAACAUGGGCCCAAAUAUGGGACCCAAUAUGGGUCACAAUAUGGGGCCAAACAUGGGUUCAAAUAUGGGUCCCAAUAUGGGCUCAAACAUGGGUCCAAAUAUGGGACAAAACAUGGGUCCGAAUAUGGGACAAAAUAUGGGUCCGAAUAUGGGACCAAAUAUGGGUUCCAAUAUGGGUCCAAACAUGGGACAAAAUAUGAACUCAAACAUGGGUCCUAAUAUGAAUUCAAACAUGGGUCCCAACAUGAAUUCAAACAUGGGUCCUAAUAUGAAUUCAAACAUGGGUCCGAAUAUGGGUCCCAAUAUGAAUUCAAAUAUGGGUCCUAAUAUGGGCUCAAACAUGGGUCCCAAUAUGGGCUCAAAUAUGGGUCCAAAUAUGGGACAGAAUCAAAUGAAUUUUGAUCCACGUUUCAAUUCGCAAAGAAAUAAUGGCGUUGGAUUAUUAGGCCCUGGUCCAAUGAAUUAUAAUGAUAAUGGACCGAAUUUUGAUGGUGGCUAUUCGAAUGGAAAUUUCAAUAAUUUUGGUCCUGGACCCGGUGAUAUGAGGAAUUUUGGACCAAAUUCAGAUGGACCUAAUUUUGGAAAUGGAGGCGAUUGGAAUUCAAAUCAAAAUCAAAACAGAAGGGGCGGAAGAGUUCGUCGAAGAAAUAGAAAUAAAAAUGGGCCUUCAAUGAAUCGAUCACCCUCGUAGGAAUUGGUGAAUGAAAAUUAUUAAUACUUUUCUAUGAUCCUUAAUUAUAAAAAAAAAGAAUGAGUUCUUUAGUGUCCUAAAUUUUGUUUUACUGUUAUAAUUCGCAGGAAACGAAAAUAUUUUAUAGAUUGCUUUGCAAAUUACUUUCUAAUGACUCAGUUUAUUAUUCGCAUAAUAUUAUUUAAAAAGUAAAUUAUUUUAUAAGCAAUCUUUUUUUUUGGACACUGAAGUUGCGAUGAAUGAAAAUAGAUUAAAAUUAUAGAGCAGAGCUGAGUUUUUCUAAAGGGGUUGGGGAGGUGGGGAAUAUUUGAACAAUUUUGAAACUUGAAUAACAAAUAGAAAUUUUUAGAUUUUGAAUAAACUUUUUUAUUUUUUCUUUGUAAAAAAGUUAUUUCUUAUAAUGAAAUAAAUAAUUGUGAAAUACGAUUUUUAUUAAAAAAAAAAAAAAAAAAAAGAUGAACUCAGCCCUGAUUUUUCUCGAAUUACUGUGUUAAUUGUUGCGACAGAAUCGAGAAAUAAGUAAGUCAAUACUUAUUAUAAAAUUUGAUCAUUUAUCAUGAUGAAAAAUUGUUGUCAUAUAGUUGCGAUUA